Messenger RNA from Oryzias latipes (Japanese medaka), 1257 nucleotides. It is a transcript of the gene spc25, whose product is annotated as SPC25 component of NDC80 kinetochore complex. Gene Ontology annotation, biological process: chromosome segregation. Gene Ontology annotation, cellular component: Ndc80 complex. The record is from RefSeq and is a predicted model, not a curated record. Lineage: Eukaryota; Metazoa; Chordata; Actinopteri; Beloniformes; Adrianichthyidae.
CAAUAACCUACGUCAUUUCCGCUGUCUUGUAACCGCGAAUUUUUGAAAAUAACUGUUUUUACGUCCAAAGAAUACGUCCAAUAAACUGUCUUCUGGUUGUCUUUAGAUGAAAUAAGUUACUAACAUCAGAGCAUCAUGAUGUCCAUUACUGACCCAAACAUGAGUGACAGGUUCACCAGUGAAAUGGAGGAGAUCCACAGUAAACACCUGAAAACCUAUGCAGACAUCAUCGACAUGACCACAGAGUUGUCCCUCUCACAUAAACAGCUCGUGAAGUCAGCAGUUGAAACAUGCUUGAAAAAGUGCACAGAUGAUGAGAAGCUAUUUGAGACAAUAAAGACUUUCAAGAAAGAUCUGCAACAAAAAACUGUGGCCCUUAAAGAAAAACAACAUGCUAUAUCUGAGAUGAUGUCUGAAAUCCAAGAGAAAGACACGGAGAAGGAGAAAAUUAUCCAGAAAAUAGAGAAUCUCAAAGAAGAACAAAUCAAGAGAAAACAAAUUAUUGAGUCUCAAUAUAAAGCAAACAAAACCCGCCUGAGGAACCUCCAGAAAGCCAGACUGGUGUUUCAGGAUCAUUUGGGGCUCGAGAUACGAACAAUUCUCAGCAAAACACAGUCUGCCAAAGGUGAAAAGUUGCAAUUUGUUUAUCGAAACAUCAACCCAUCUGAUCCAGAGAGCGCUUAUGUCAUCACAAUGGGGAUAAAAGAAAAUGGAUCAUACCAGAUCGUGUCCAGUGAUCCAGUUCUCGAGGGUUUGCCAGUCCUGGAGACUCGACUUCAGGAGACCAACAAUUUACCCGCAUUCCUGGCAAACGUCAGGAAGGAAUUCAUUGGUCAAGUACGCCGCUGAAACGGAAUUGUUCACGACAAAACACGGCGUAAAGUUUUCACAGUCAGAGGAAAUGAAGCCAGUGGAGAUUUUAUUACAUCUUUUAUUCCUGUUAAACACAUUUUUGGCAGUUUUGCAAAGUCUAAGUUUUAAAAAUAAAAGGAAAAUUACACAAUUUUUUAAAUAUUUUGUCUCAUCAUUGUGAUUUUAUCAAAUUUCAUGAUAUUCAUUACUGUAUUAUUCAACCCUUUGAAGUGCUUCAACCUGAUUUUGUAAAUUUUAUAAUAGCUUUUUUGCAUUUUCCUUUUCUCUGUAUUAAUCCAUUGCUUGUAAAUACUUUGCAUUUAUUUCUUUUUUUUAAAUAAUAUUACAUAGUAAUAGUAUUUAACAGUUGGUCAUGUUGAUGUAAUAAAGUAAAAGUUCAUGAAA